Molecule: messenger RNA, 2965 nt
Organism: Glycine soja
Lineage: Eukaryota; Viridiplantae; Streptophyta; Magnoliopsida; Fabales; Fabaceae
Product: cleavage and polyadenylation specificity factor subunit 3-I-like
Exons: 3
Coding region: 453-2519 (688 amino acids)
Biological process (GO): mRNA 3'-end processing by stem-loop binding and cleavage
Cellular component (GO): mRNA cleavage and polyadenylation specificity factor complex
Molecular function (GO): RNA endonuclease activity; RNA binding; 5'-3' exonuclease activity
Source: RefSeq, a predicted model, not a curated record
UUCCUGAUUAUGGUGAUAAAAUUCUUGGAUCACCUAAUUUUCUUCCAGAUGCACUUACCACAUGAUUAACCAUAACAAGCCUACAGUUCAGAAUUUACCUCAAUAAUUCCCGUGAUCAAGAAUUUCAGUUGAAAAAUGUGUAAUUAUUAUUUUUUUUCUCUUUCUGUAACCUUAGAUUUUUUCCUAUGUUAAACACAACUAGAGAAUCCAAGAAAGAUUAUCAGUGAAUAGAGCAUGAUGGACCGCAUAGCGCAGUGGAUUAGCGCGUCUGACUUCGGAUCAGAAGGUCGUGGGUUCGACUCCCACUGUGGUCGUAUUGUAUUUUACUUCUGAACUGAACUUUUAGGGAAACGACAUCGUUUCCCAAUACGUGAGUUUUGAAUGUGAGGCUGCGAGUGAGUGUGGGUGGAUAAGUGAAGUUAACGUAGUGUUCGUCUGCGAAAUUGAAGGUGAUGAUGGAUUGUGGGGUGAAGAGACGUGAGAGUGUGAGAGAGGAAGAUGAUGAAGUGAUGAUAGUAACACCAUUGGGGGCUGGAAACGAAGUGGGUCGUUCAUGCGUGUACAUGUCCUAUAAGGGUAAAUCCAUAUUGUUCGAUUGUGGAAUACACCUAGGUUUUUCAGGCAUGUCCGCCUUGCCCUAUUUCGACGAGAUUGACCCUUCCACCCUCGAUGUUCUUCUCAUCACUCACUUUCACUUGGAUCAUGCUGCGUCCUUGCCCUACUUCCUCGAGAAAACCACCUUCAGAGGCCGCGUUUUCAUGACCUACGCCACUAAGGCCAUCUACAAGCUCCUCUUGUCUGACUUUGUCAAAGUCAGCAAGGUCUCCGUCGAAGAUAUGCUUUUUGAUGAACAGGACAUCAAUCGCUCCAUGGAUAAAAUUGAGGUUAUUGAUUUCCAUCAAACAGUGGAAGUGAAUGGUAUUCGAUUCUGGUGUUAUGCUGCAGGCCAUGUCCUUGGUGCUGCUAUGUUCAUGGUUGACAUAGCUGGUGUUCGAGUGCUAUACACUGGAGACUAUUCACGUGAAGAAGACCGCCAUCUCCGUGCUGCUGAGAUCCCACAGUUUUCCCCAGACGUAUGCAUCAUAGAAUCCACCUAUGGUGUACAGCAUCAUCAGCCUCGCCACACACGAGAAAAACGCUUCACCGAUGUUAUCCACUCAACCAUUUCUCAAGGGGGUCGUGUGUUGAUUCCAGCAUAUGCCCUUGGCCGUGCACAGGAGCUCCUCCUCAUCCUUGAUGAAUAUUGGGCAAAUCAUCCUGAACUCCACAAUAUACCCAUCUAUUAUGCUUCUCCACUUGCAAAAAAGUGUUUGACUGUUUAUGAAACAUACACCCUUUCCAUGAAUGACAGGGUCCAGAAUGCAAAGUCAAAUCCCUUUUCCUUCAAGCACAUAUCAGCUUUAAGUAGCAUUGAAGUUUUCAAAGAUGUAGGACCAUCUGUGGUGAUGGCAAGCCCUGGUGGGCUUCAGAGUGGCUUGUCGCGACAAUUGUUCGAUAAGUGGUGCUCUGAUAAGAAAAAUACUUGUGUUUUACCAGGAUUUGUUGUUGAAGGGACAUUGGCAAAAACCAUCAUGACUGAACCAAAGGAAGUGACUCUCAUGAAUGGACUCUCUGCACCUCUUAACAUGCAGGUGCACUACAUUUCCUUUUCUGCUCAUGCUGACUCUGCUCAAACAAGUGCGUUCUUAGAAGAGCUCAAUCCUCCUAACAUAAUUCUCGUUCAUGGGGAAGCUAAUCAGAUGGGCAGGCUCAAACAGAAGCUCACAAGUCAAUUUGCUGAUCGCAACACCAAAAUCCUUACUCCUAAAAACUGUCAAUCUGUAGAAAUGCAUUUCAAUUCACAGAAAAUGGCAAAAACCAUAGGGAGGCUGGCUGAAAAAACACCAGAAGUUGGUGAAACUGUCAGUGGUUUGCUAGUAAAAAAAGGCUUCACAUAUCAGAUAAUGGCACCUGAUGAUCUUCAUGUCUUUUCACAGCUAUCAACAACAAACAUAACUCAGAGAAUUACCGUUCCUUACUCUGGUGCCUUUAGUUUCAUACAGCAUAGACUCAAACGGAUAUAUGAGAGUGUAGAGCAGUCAGUGGAUGAAGAAUCUGGAGUUCCAGAAUUGCAAGUUCAUGAGUGUGUUACUGUGAAGCAUGAAGCUGAAAAGCAUAUCUCCUUGCAUUGGACAUCAGACCCCAUUAGUGACAUGGUAUCAGAUUCAAUUGUUGCUCUGAUUUUAAAUAUCAACCGUGAUGUCCCCAAAAUAAUGGCUGAAUCUGAUGUGAUUAAAAUUGAGGAAGAGAAUAAGAAGAAGGCUGAGAAAGUUAUGCACGCCCUCCUUGUUUCACUCUUUGGAGAUGUGAAGGCAGGUGAAAACGGGAAAUUGAUAAUUAACAUUGAUGGGAAUGUAGCAGUGCUCAACAAAGAAAGUGGGGAAGUUGAGAGUGAAAACGAAGGUCUCAAGGAAAGAGUAAGAGCAGCUUUCCAGCGCAUUCAAAGUUCUGUAAAGCCAAUUCCUCUAUCUGCACCGUAACUUUCUCCUCUCCUUACAUUGUGUUGGGAAGGUGAAAAGCCAUUGCUCCUUCAUCCCAUCGUAUCAGGUCCUGCCAGAUUAUGUCACAAUUGCAGGCCCCUCCUUCAUCCUAACUGGCCCAGGAACUAGGAAGCAUGGAUGCAGGAUGCUCCUAGUGAUAAUGCAGCUGCUGAAGCAACUCCUAAUGUUGUUAGAAAGAAAAUUUACAAAGGAUCUACUACAAUUUCACACAAAAACUGAUCCUAAAUGUAAGCAUUUUGUAUUUAAAAGAGUGAAGAACUAAUAUGUAUAUUUGCCUUCACUGUGCACAAACAUAUAGGGGAGACCGGGAUGGGGUAUAAAUAAAAUGAAGCAUCAUCUUACGGGUAAAUCAUGUCAAAUAUCUUCUUGUAAAAUUGUUUUUAUUAUUAUUUCCCCUCAUUUCAAGGGAAAAUAGGGAAAAAAAA